CCCCCAAGCCAUAUUAAACAAAUUUUGAAGCCCAAUCCGUUUAAUUAAAUACAUAAAUAUUUGAUUCUGAAAUAUGCAUAAACUUUUUAUUCUGAUUAUUUAAAGUACUUUUUACACCGUAUCACCAAACAAAACUCUUCAAAGAAGUUUCUAGCAUUCUGGUGUGGCGUGAGCAGAGAACAACACAGAGAGAAAGAUGAUUAUCCCCGUUCGCUGUUUCACCUGUGGAAAGGUCAUUGGAAACAAAUGGGAUUCAUAUCUUGACUUUCUGCAAGCAGAUUACACUGAAGGAGAUGCACUCGAUGCUUUGGGCCUGGUUCGAUACUGUUGCAGACGCAUGCUUAUGACCCAUGUCGACCUUAUUGAGAAGCUACUGAAUUACAAUAGUUUGGAAAAGGUUGAUGCCAGUUAAGGUUUCUUAAGGAACUACAGAUGACCAAGACGAGUCAGUUGCGCCGCAAGUCCUGUGUGUCAAUGCUUUGCUUUUGUUUUAGUCCUUUUCCUAAAGCAGUUUUAGUUUGUGGUUAUUGAGACUGAUUGUAAGGUGUAGCUUGUUGUUAAUUACUUUUUUAAUUUUAGAAUGUGCUAUCUUUCAUUGAUAUGAACCGAAGUGCAGAAGACUAACAAGUUUUUAUAAAAAUGUGGUUAUUAGGAAUGUAAGAAUUGAUAAAUUUUAUUUA
Molecule: messenger RNA, 680 nt
Organism: Cicer arietinum (chickpea)
Lineage: Eukaryota; Viridiplantae; Streptophyta; Magnoliopsida; Fabales; Fabaceae
Product: DNA-directed RNA polymerases I, II, and III subunit RPABC5
Biological process (GO): transcription by RNA polymerase II; tRNA transcription by RNA polymerase III; transcription by RNA polymerase I
Cellular component (GO): RNA polymerase III complex; RNA polymerase I complex; RNA polymerase II, core complex
Molecular function (GO): DNA binding; zinc ion binding
Source: RefSeq, a predicted model, not a curated record